CACCAAAUUCUCUACCCAGCCCCCUCUUCUAAAAACACACAAUUCUUUUUCCUCUACGUAGCCUUCCCCCAGCUCCACAGAUCCUCCAUCCACCCCUCCUCCCCACUCCCACCGCCCCUUCACCCCCAUUCCCUCUUUCUUUCCGACCCAGGUUCAGUCUGAGAGCCAGGGCUGCAGAGGCUGAGGGACUCGGCAGCACACAGCAGACGCAGCACGCCGGGCUCAGGGUUUGGGUUUACACCAGUGGCUCUGCCCUUCCUCUUCUGGAAGGCCAUUCGUUUGGAGAAGAGAACCCUCUGGGUUUUGAGGACCUCGCCGAGACUUCAAUUGGACCUCAGUGGACUCUACUGGACUCACGUUCAGACCUUGAUAUCUGUAGGAGCCGCUUUGCUUUUUGUUUCAUAACUCCAGCCUGAGCACUGCUGGAUCCUGGUUCUGUCACCAGAAGACAGCCAGACAUCAUCAUCAACGUGAGACCCUUAUCUGUUUCAUUUCUGGAUUCAUCUGUCACUGAUAAGGUUAGAAACAAAUUAUUUCAAUUGAAAUAGUUGAAAUAGCUUUCUUUUUCUAAUUUAUUUUCUUUAUUUUCUAAGAAGACAACAAAGUGGAAAGUACUCCCAGUGGACCUGUGUUCGGGGACUGGAGAGUCUGGGUUCUGGAGAUCAUACAGUGCCGCCAAUCUGACGUUUUGAAGUGCUCUGAGAAGAGGCUACUGUUGGUUUCCUUUGGGGGGGGGGGUUGAGAUCAAGACCCGCAGGGCCUUACAGACCGGCCGGGGUUUGGAUGUGGCUCCGGGCUGACCUUUAAUCCGUAGACGGAAGGGAGAGAGACAGAGACAGAGAGAGAGAGAGAGAGAGAGAGACAGAGAGAGAGACAGAGAGAGAGAGAGAGAGAGAGAGAGAGAGAGGGAGAGAGAGAGAGAGAGAGAGAGAGAGAGAGGGAGGGCAUAAUGUAUCUCCCUUGGAUGCUUCUGCUGCUCUGCGCCUACGGGGCCCCGGCCGCUCGGGGCCAGGCCACGGACGAGGCCCCGCGGCCUGGGGACACGCUGUGCCACGCCGAGCGGGGCUGCUACGCCGUCUUCGUCCAGCGGAAGACCUUCCGGGAGGCGGGCCGCAGCUGCCGGGAGCACGGCGGCACCCUGGCCACGCUGCACAGCGACGCGGCCGCCGACGCCGUCCACCGCCUGCUGGCCUCCAUGGAGCCGCGGGGGGCCCGGGCGCGCCUCCGCCUCUGGAUGGGGCUGCACCGCGCGCCCCGCCAGUGCUCCUCCACCCGGCCGCUCCGAGGAUUCGUCUGGGUCACAGGAGACCAGGAAGGCAAGUACACCAACUGGCUGCGCGAGGAGGCCCCCGGGGCUUGCUUGGGGCCCCGCUGCGUGGCCCUCACCGUGCCCGCCUCUGAGAGCGCCCGGGACGGCGGUGGCGGCGACCACUUCCGCUGGCUGGACGGAGCGUGCGGCCUGUCUCUCGACGGCUUCGUCUGCCAGUACCACUUCAAGGGCAUGUGCCCGCCGCUGGAGCCCGAGGCGGGCGGGGAGCCGCCCCGCUACACCACCCCCUUCCGUCUCACCAGCGCCCUGCUCACCCACGUCCCCUUCGGCUCGGUGGCGGUGGCUGCGCCCUGCCCCGCCGACGCCGACGCCGCCCGCCCGGGCGGUCCCGCGGAGCGCACGGCGCUCUGCGUGGAGCGGGAGGACGGCGGCGUGGGCUGGUCCGCCGCCCUGCCGCUCUGCUCCCCCCCCCGCGGGGAGGAGAUGGAGGACCAGGAGGACCGGGAGGACCCCGACUUUUGCCAGGGCGACCACGGCUGCGAGCACCACUGCCAGCUCACCCGCAGCGACUACGCCUGCUUCUGCUCGGUGGGCUUCACCCUGGACGAGGACGGCUACGGGUGCAACCCCGACGACGACGGCGGGACCACCCCGGCGCCGACCGACGGCUGGGACCACCCCGAGACCAGCAGCCCCCCGCCCCGGGCGGACCCGGCCUGCGUGGCGGCCGGGUGCCAGUACGACUGCGUGGAGGCGGCGCGGGGCGUCCGCUGCACCUGCCCCCCGGGGUACCAGGUGGGCCGGGACGGGCGGGGCUGCGCCGACGUGGACGAGUGCGCCCAGAGGCCCUGCCUGCAGCAGUGCGUCAACAGCCCCGGGACCUUCCACUGCGCCUGCUACCCGGGCUACGGGCCCGACGAGGAGGGCGAGUGCGUGGACGUGGACGAGUGCCUGGACGAGGCCACCUGCCGGGGGGGCUGCCGGAACACCGAGGGCUCCUACAGCUGCCGGUGCGACCGGGGCUACGAGCAGGGCAGCGGCGGCGAGUGCCAGGACGUGGACGAGUGCGAGCGGGAGUCGCCGUGCCAGCAGCGCUGUCUCAACUUUGUGGGGCGGUUUGUGUGCUUCUGCGAGAACGGGUACACCCUGCGCCCCGACGGGGUGACGUGCGAGGCCUUCCCCGAGGACGAGGAGUACUCCACGCUGACCCCCGACCCCGAGGACGGGGCCCCCGAGCCCGACCACGCCGCCUACACCCCGCCCGACGAGGCCGACCCCGGCCGGGGGCGCCCCUGGCUCUCCUCCUACACCCCGGACCCCGGCUUCGAUUCGGACUGGCUCACGGAGCCUCCCGGCGAGACCUCUCCUGACGUAGCUCCUCCCCGCGGCUCCGACGGCCACCUCGACCAAUGGGAGGGCCGCUCCCCGAGGCCACAUCACACGGCCCCGCCUCCCACGCAACCCCGAUCAGACGCCGGCGAGACGGGCGCGGGCGGGGACGCGGGGGACGGGGCGGACGCCGGCGUGGAGGUGCCCAAUCAGCCCGGGUCCCACCCCGGGGCCGUGGCCAAGGUCGGGGGGGGGUCCGGGGGCGGGAUGCGGGACGGCGCCUCGGCCGGGGGGAGGGGCGAGGCGGCUCAGGCGGGGGAGGACUCGGGAGAGGCGGAGUCCGCCGCCGGCAAGCGGAAGCACGACAAGAGCUGGCUGCUGGUGGCCCUCCUGGUGCCGCUGUGCGUGUUCCUGGUGGUGAUGCUGGCGCUGGGCAUCGUGUACUGCACCAGCUGCGCCGUAGACAAGAGCCACCGCCUCUCGGACUGCUACCGCUGGCUGCUGCCCGCCGCCACGCCCGCCGCCACGCCCACCAGCAACGGCAAGCCCCAAGCAUGAACCCUUCCAAUCCCAGAAACAUAUCAACACAUCAACACACAUGAAGACAUGAACACACAUGAACACGCACACGCAGGCACACACAUGAGCACACACAAGAACACACGCACAAUCAGGCACACGCAGGCACAUACGUGGACACACAUCAACACACGCACACUCAGGCACACACACAUGAACACACGCAGGCACACACACAUGAACACACACACAUGAACAAACAUGAACACACAUACACAGGCAGACACAUGAACACAUGCACACACAGGCCUCCUCCCCGCACACCCAUGUGCAACAGGCCCUUACACAUGUCAGAUUGAGUGGUGAAGGAGCAGUAAAACACUAACAGUCAAUAUACUGUUGGCUGGAAGCCAGCAGCUGAGGUCUACCACAUUUCUUUCAACUUUACGUUGCACAAACUUUGUAAAUAAAUACACUCUGAUUAUGUUUUUAUAUUUCAAUAAAAACCAAAAAAAUCUGUACGAAA
This is a messenger RNA of Gadus macrocephalus (Pacific cod), 3644 nucleotides long. Its product is annotated as endosialin-like. The transcript has 2 exons. Gene Ontology annotation, biological process: cell migration. NCBI's taxonomy places the organism in Eukaryota, Metazoa, Chordata, Actinopteri, Gadiformes, Gadidae. Gene Ontology annotation, cellular component: external side of plasma membrane; extracellular matrix. Gene Ontology annotation, molecular function: extracellular matrix protein binding; extracellular matrix binding; calcium ion binding. The coding region runs from base 950 to 3157 and encodes 735 amino acids. The record is from RefSeq and is a predicted model, not a curated record.